Hordeum vulgare subsp. vulgare (domesticated barley) is the source of this 2266-nucleotide messenger RNA. RefSeq lists its product as uncharacterized. Gene Ontology annotation, biological process: carbohydrate metabolic process. The record is from RefSeq and is a predicted model, not a curated record. Gene Ontology annotation, molecular function: hydrolase activity, hydrolyzing O-glycosyl compounds; protein binding; carbohydrate binding. Lineage: Eukaryota; Viridiplantae; Streptophyta; Magnoliopsida; Poales; Poaceae. The transcript is spliced from 2 exons. Bases 1 to 2028 code for a protein of 675 amino acids.
AUGAAAGCUUCAGAUAAGUCUACAUGCAGUGAUGGUGAACAGAGCGUUCUAACUUUGCCUCCAGAGAUAUCUUACAAACAAAUAUGUUCUCAUAUUAACCAUCAGCUACGGGCCUCCCCACCACCAGCACCGGGCUCUCCGCCACCGCCCGCCUCACCGCCUCCCCGCCGUCGCCCCUCGCCGGCGCGCCCUCCUGGCCGCCCGCGCCGGGCCAGCCCCUGGCCUAUAGCCUCCCCUCGGGAGGCACCGACACCCCCACUCCCACACGAUCCUCCCCCACUUCUCUCCCCUCCCCUCCCGAUCCCGAUCUGGAUCGGGGCUAGACCGCCCCCGUCGCCACCCCAUGACGUUCCGUUGACGCUCGCCGUCAUCGGCGCCCUCCCACACCGGUCCCGCCUUGCAGCACCCCUUCAUAGCCUCCAACCCGACCCCGUCGUCCUCACCGGUGACUCCCCGCCUCGCCCCGAGCCCACUGCCCCCAACACGUCGCCGGUGAGGCCAUGGCCUACAUCCUCCGUCCUCUCCCUCUCCCCUCGCCUCGCGCUCGCACCGUCGCAUCAGUACGUCCCUGGAUCUGCUCGUCGUUCUCGCUCGCCAUGCCCGCAAGCCUCUGGCCACGAACAGCUGCACCCGGCUUUGCCACGCGCGCGCCUGUUGUGGGAGCCCACGUCCGCCAUCUUACCCGCAUCCCGCAAGGAAGUUCGGAUCCACAUGGCGGCGCGGGUCGGGGACGCCGCAGCGCUGCGUCGCGCGCUGGACGAGGCGGCGCUGGUCGUGGCGGCGGGGGAGGUAGGAGAGGGGCUGGAGGCGGUCCGCUGCGCCGUGGCCGCGGAAGCCAACGAGGCCGGGGAGACGCCGCUCCUGGCUGCCGUGGAGAAGGGCCGCCUCGAGGUGGUGGUGGAGCUGCUCCGGCACCUCGACGCCCAGGGCGUCGCUGCGGAGGCCAACGAGGCCGGGAAGACGCCGCUCCUGGCCGCCGCGGAGAAGGGCUACCUCGAGGUGGUGGUGGAGCUGCUCCGGCACCUCGACGCCCAGAGCGUCGCCGCGGAGGCCAACAAGGCCGGCGAGCACGCGGCGGCGCUGCAGAGGUACCGGCAGAACGCCGAGUUCUUCGUGUGCUCGUGCGUCGGUAAGGGCGCCGUCAACGUCCCGAGGACCCCCGGCGGCAUCAUGUACCACCAGCGGUGGAACAACCUCCAGUUCGUCACCAGCGCCUCCUUCCUGCUCACGGCGUACGCCGACUACGCGACGGUGGCCGGCGGGGGCGCCGUGCGCUGCCCCGGCGGCGCCGCGCGGCCCUACGAGAUCCUCGCGUUCGUCAGGUCCCAGGUGAACUACAUCCUGGGGGACAACCCGAGGGCGACGAGCUACAUGGUCGGGUACGGGCUCAACUACCCGCGGCAGGUGCACCACCGGGGCGCCUCCAUCGUGUCGGUGAGGACGGACCCGUCGUUCGUGAGCUGCCAGGAGGGCUACGCGAGCUGGUACAGCAAGCAGGCCGUCAACCCCAACACGCUGGACGGCGCCGUCGUCGGGGGCCCCGACGAGUACGACGACUUCGCCGACGAGAGGAACAACUACGAGCAGACCGAGGCGGCCACCUACAACAGCGCGCCGCUGCUCGGCGUUCUCGCCCGCCUCGCCGGCCCCUGCGGCGGGCUGGACGAGUACCGGCCGUCGCUCCCGGCGGAGGCGGCCGCGAACCGCACGGCGAGGUUGGCGGCGGCUCGUCGGCGGCAUCCUCACCUUGAGGUGGAGCAGAACGUGACGGGGACAUGGGCGGUCAGGCGCAGGACGUACCACAGGUACUCAGUGACGGUGACCAACAGGUCCCGGAAGACGGUGCGGGGGCUCCACCUCGGUGUCUCGGAGCUCGCCGGCAGGCUGUGGGGGCUCGACAAGGCGCGGUACGGGUACGUUCCCCGGAGGUGGCUGCGGGCGCUGCGCCCCGGGAGGAGCGUCAGGUUUGGGUACGUGCAGCCCGGCCCUCCGGCCAAUGUGUGGGUCACCGGAUACAAGCUGGUGUGAGUGAGUGAGUGAGUGAAAUCUUUCCAUGCAUGUUUGAGGUCCUAGCUAGGAUAAUCCAGGGUUUUUGUUUUGGUGAGUGAUGGGUUCAUUGGGAUGGGAGGAAGGAGUUAAGAGAUUAAGAAUGGCGUUGUGCUCAUCCUCUUCCUCCCGAGAGUGUUCGGUUAGGCCAGAGAGGGAUUUGGAUUUCAGGGAGAUGGAGAUGUAAUGUCGAUCCUUCUUACCUUUUCAAGUUUUGUUU